Nelumbo nucifera (sacred lotus) is the source of this 1612-nucleotide messenger RNA. RefSeq names its product esterase/lipase/thioesterase family protein. Gene Ontology annotation, biological process: protein demethylation. The record is from RefSeq and is a predicted model, not a curated record. NCBI's taxonomy places the organism in Eukaryota, Viridiplantae, Streptophyta, Magnoliopsida, Proteales, Nelumbonaceae. Gene Ontology annotation, molecular function: protein methylesterase activity.
CCAUGCCAAAUGCCAUGCUGAUAUCGUGUUAAGGUCAAAACACGGUUCCUCCAUUUCAUAGUCUGGCUACCAAAGGAGCAUAUUAGCAUAACCCCUUCGACGUCAUUUUGGGUUGAUCUCGUGCUGUAUUUCCGCCCGAAGUUUGAUGAAACCAUCGUUCGUAAAUAAGAAAACAAGGGAAGAGAUCGAGAGUUACUCAUAGUUCUCAUUUCUCAAAUUUCUGCUUUGGUGGUGAUGGACCCCUCGAAUCUUUCUUCUCUUCCCGAAGAGACCUCGGAAGAGGAACCUCAGCACAUUUCUGCUUUUUCUUCGGUUCCUCCUCGCCCAGCAGCUCAGGCUUCUUCAAAAUUCUCACCUUUAGAAUGGUCGGGUUAUUUUGAUCAAGAGGAUGACAUCACUUUUCCUGGAUCAAAUGAUGUUUAUCAUGUAUACAAGGCAGGAGCUGAAGGACCAGUUGUUUUUUGUCUACAUGGUGGUGGCUAUUCAGGGCUUUCAUUUGCAUUGUCAGCAAGCAAAAUUAAGGAGAAGGCUCGAGUAGUAGCUAUGGACCUGCGGGGACAUGGAAAGUCAAUCACAGAAAAUGAUAUAGACCUCUCUAUUGAGACAUUGUGCAAUGACGUUUUGGCUGUUAUAAAGGCAAUGUUUGGAGAUUCUCCUCCUGCAAUUGUGCUUGUUGGCCACAGCAUGGGAGGCUCAGUUGCUGUGCAUGUAGCAGCAAAGAAAGAAAUUCGAAGCUUGGCUGGGCUUGUUGUUGUUGAUGUUGUGGAGGGUACGGCCAUGGCUUCAUUGAUUCACAUGCAGAAAGUCCUAUCAAGCAGAAUGCAGCAUUUUUCUUCCAUUGAAAAAGCGAUUGAAUGGAGUGUGAAAGGAGGCUCAUUAAGGAACAUUGAGUCUGCUCGGCUGUCCAUUCCGUCGACUUUGAAGUAUGAUGACUCAAAGAAAUGUUAUAUUUACCGAACACGGCUAGAAGAAACUGAAGGAUACUGGAGGGGCUGGUAUGAAGGGCUUUCUGAAAAGUUUCUCUCAUGUCCUGUGCCAAAGCUGUUACUAUUAGCAGGAACAGACAGACUGGACAGAUCUCUCACGAUAGGUCAAAUGCAAGGCAAGUUCCAAAUGGAGGUUGUCCGGCACACUGGUCAUGCUAUACAGGAAGAUGCAUCUGAUGAAUUUGCAUCACUUAUACUCAAUUUUAUUGCUCGCAAUCGUAUUGGCCCUCAUGGAAUUGAGAUACCAGGACUCCGUCGACCACAGCAAUAGUUGCCUUGAAUUAAAUACCAGAGAAAUCAAGGGAAAAAGGUCAUUGAUUUGACAAGCAUCAAAGAUGAGCUGAGAAAACCAAAUCAAAUCAAGUUCGGUUGAUUCUAAAAUGUCGUAAUGAAUGUUGUUGAAGAUCCUCUAACCUUAUUUCCUGGUUUUCAAAUUUUAGAAAACCAAAUCAAAUUAUGGGACCUGCUUUCCUGAAAUACUGGGGUUUGGAAAAUGACUACGUUGGCAAACACCCUUUAGAUUAUGGAGUUCUGAACCAAGGGUGGCAUUUGUAUGGUAAUACAAUUUUUGUCAGAGGUUUGUUCAUUUCAACUUUCAUUCAAGAUUUUUUCAGUUUUGACUUCAA